AAGGAGAGGCGAGCUCUUGGGAGACCGGCGGGAGGCGCGUCUGGGCUGCGGUCUAACUGCGCCUGCGCGGACGGGAGCCCGACCGGAACAUGGCGACUUGCGCUGAAAUCCUGCGGAGCGAGUUCCCCGAAAUUGACGGACAGGUCUUCGACUACGUGACGGGCGUCCUGCAUAGCGGCAGCGCGGAUUUCGAGUCUGUGGAUGACCUGGUGGAAGCGGUGGGGGAACUGUUGCAGGAGGUGUCCGGGGACAGCAAGGAUGACGCGGGUAUCCGGGCUGUGUGCCAGCGCAUGUACAACACUUUGCGCCUGGAUGAGCCUCAGACCCAGGGAAACAGCCAGGUGCUACUAGACGCCCCCAUCCAGUUGUCAAAGAUAACAGAAAACUACGACUGUGGCACCAAACUUCCAGGACUGCUAAAGAGGGAACAGUCCUCGACAGUGAAUGCAAAGAAGCUAGAGAAGGCUGAGGCUCGACUGAAGGCAAAGCAGGAGAAGCGCUCAGAGAAGGACACACUUAAGACCAGCACUCCUCUAGUCUUGGAAGAGGCAUCAGCCAGCCAGGCAGGCAGCAGAAAGGAGAGUCGGUUGGAAUCAUCUGGCAAGAACAAAUCAUAUGAUGUGCGAAUCGAGAACUUUGAUGUGUCUUUUGGUGAUAGGGUACUAUUGGCUGGAGCAGAUGUGAACCUGGCAUGGGGCCGCCGCUAUGGGCUGGUGGGGCGAAAUGGGCUGGGGAAGACGACACUCCUGAAGAUGUUGGCCACUCGGAGCCUGCGAGUUCCAGCCCACAUUUCCCUACUGCACGUGGAGCAGGAGGUUGCUGGAGAUGACACUCCUGCCCUGCAGAGUGUGCUAGAAAGUGACACUGUAAGAGAGGACCUUCUGCAGAGGGAGCGGGAGCUCAGCGCACAGAUUGCUACUGGCAGGGCUGAGGGCUCAGAAGCUGCACAGUUGGCAGAAAUAUAUGCCAAAUUGGAGGAGAUUGAGGCUGACAAGGCACCUGCCAGGGCAUCAGUCAUUCUUGCUGGGCUUGGCUUUACCCCUAAAAUGCAGCAGCAGCCCACCCGAGAGUUCUCAGGUGGUUGGAGGAUGCGACUGGCCCUGGCCCGGGCUCUGUUUGCUAGGCCAGAUCUUCUUCUGUUAGAUGAACCCACAAACAUGCUGGAUGUAAGGGCCAUCCUGUGGCUGGAGAAUUACCUGCAAACAUGGCCCUCUACAAUCCUGGUCGUCUCCCACGACCGCAACUUCCUGAAUGCCAUAGCCACAGACAUCAUCCACCUGCACAGCCAGCGGCUAGAUGGCUACCGGGGAGACUUUGAGACCUUCAUCAAGAGCAAGCAGGAGCGGCUGCUCAACCAGCAGCGUGAAUAUGAGGCACAGCAGCAGUAUCGCCAGCAUAUCCAGGUUUUCAUUGACCGGUUUCGCUACAAUGCCAACAGAGCCUCUCAAGUGCAGAGUAAACUUAAGAUGCUGGAGAAGCUACCAGAGCUGAAACCUGUGGACAAGGAGAUGGAGGUGGUGAUGAAGUUCCCUGAUGGGUUUGAGAAAUUCUCACCGCCAAUUCUGCAGCUAGAUGAGGUGGAUUUCUACUAUGACCCUAAGCACGUCAUCUUCAGCCGUCUCUCCGUCUCUGCUGAUCUUGAGUCCCGCAUUUGUGUGGUUGGGGAGAAUGGGGCUGGGAAGUCUACCAUGCUGAAGCUACUUAUGGGGGACCUGGCACCUGUUCGGGGCAUCAGACAUGCUCACAGGAAUCUGAAGAUUGGCUACUUCAGCCAGCACCACGUGGAGCAGCUGGACCUGAAUGUCAGUGCUGUGGAGCUGCUGGCCCGCAAGUUUCCUGGGCGGCCUGAGGAGGAGUAUCGUCACCAGCUGGGCCGGUAUGGCAUCUCUGGAGAACUGGCCGUGCGCCCUGUUGCCAGCUUGUCUGGGGGCCAGAAGAGCCGAGUAGCCUUUGCUCAGAUGACCAUGCCCUGCCCCAACUUCUACAUUCUGGAUGAACCCACAAACCACCUGGAUAUGGAGACAAUUGAGGCUCUGGGCCGUGCUCUCAACAAUUUCAGGGGUGGUGUGAUUUUGGUGUCCCACGAUGAGCGCUUCAUCCGGUUGGUGUGCCGGGAGUUGUGGGUGUGCGAAGGCGGCGGCGUCACCCGGGUCGAGGGGGGGUUUGACCAGUACCGCGCCCUUCUCCAGGAACAGUUCCGCCGUGAGGGCUUCCUCUAGGGCCACCAGGCUGAGGACUGUGCCCAGGACAUGGACUGGUCUUUCAGACCCCUGGGCCGCCAUGUGGGCAACCAUCUCCAGGCCACGGACUUCCCCCAACUUUGGGGACAGCCUUAUUUCCAAAUCUCCUUUUGACUGGAGCAUCCUCUGCACAACCCUGGGAGCCUCUAAGUGUCUGUGAGGACUGAUCUUCAAGGGAAGGGGUGGGGGGGUGCCCUCUGGUUAUAGAUUCCCCCCCACUGCCCCAGCUCUGACUGGCCCCCAAGUGGCUGCUGUGUAAAUUAAAUCUCCCCCUGCAUCUCCCUGGCUUCAUCUCUGCUGCUCUCUGGCAGGGCUGCAGUGGUUGCCCACUGUUAGGCAGUGUGGGCUCUGUGGUUUGGGGUUUUUGUAACACUUUCAUCAGUCACACGGAUGAGGCUGUGGCAGCACCAGCCUUGUCUCUGGAAGGAGAUGUUCUUAAAGCUGUUGAGGCUUAGAGGUCACCUGCCUGACUUUGGGUGGGCUGAGCUGGUGGAAAGAAGGGCAGCAUAGUACAUCACUGGCGUGCUGUACCCUAUAGCCUAGGCUCAGGCUCAACUGAAGGGGGGCUUGGUUUCUGCUGCCUCAGUCCCACUGCUUGUGGAAGUGAACUGAUGCUGUAACCUGGCCUCCUAUACCGUUUGUCAGCUGCUUAGUCUAGUGGUCUCUGACGUAGGCUCACCCUGCUUCUCUGAUCUAGAUCCUCAGAUGGAGUUGAAAAACCAAGAAACUAUCUUUGUCCCCAUUUUGUUUGGGUGGUUUCAUGUUGUUUAUUUUCCCUCGAAUCAUGUAGGAAGGGCUUGGGAAGUAGGGAAUUGAGAACAAGGUCAAAUUUGAAGAAACAGCACUUUGUUUUCAAAUUAAGUGAUCUCCGAGAGGAGAGGAGAUGUUUAAUAGAGGCCAUGUGACUUGUAAAUAUUGUUUCUUAAGGACUCAGCUGCUAUAUAUAAUUGUUAGAAAACCAAAAUAGGAACCUUGAGUUCCUGGGGAUCCCUGGGUGGCUCAGCGGUUUGGCACCUGCCUUUGGCCCAGGGCGCGAUCCUGGAGUCUCGGAAUCGAGUCCCUCAUCAGGCUCCUGGCAUGGAGCCUGCUUCUCCCUCUGCCUGUGUCUCUGCCUUUCUCUAUUAUAAAUAAAUAAAUCUUUUUUUUUUUUUUUUAAAAAAGGAACCUUGCGUUCCUGAAAGACAGCAGAGAAACCAGAGUCCACAGAAGGAACGUGGUGGCUUCGUGGAGAAUUGUAGUCACAAAGCUCAACCUAGGAUUCUUAGUCCCUGAGGCUAUUGUAAUGUGUAGGUAGCUGAAGGAAAGAGGCUGUUUUGCCAGAGAAAAUAAAGAAGGAAGACUCUGGUUACUACAGAGCAGGUGCUGAUGGACACAGGAAGCUGGCCAAAGGGCCGCCAAUCGGCCAGCCUCAAACCACCCUAUCCACCCCCCCACACCAGAAGUCCAGAGUUGGUGUUCUUCCAGCCAUGUCUGUGGCCAUGGGCACCAUCAAAGUCGUGAGAGCCUUCUCACAGCUCCCACCAAACUCCCAACCUCAGGCCUACAGGUGAGCCAGUCAGGGGCCAUGUGGGGUAGGCUCUGUGCCUGCCUGUUUGCCAGUCUCUCAGCCCUUUCACCCCUCAGUAACUUGUGAAUCCCUCUAGGAGUCCUCAAUUCCUCAGUCAGUGAAAAUGUACCUGGAGGGUUCUGUGACACAGAAUGUGCUUCUUUAGACAUGGCUUUGUGUACAGAGAGCACAGGCAUGGGAGUUGGGCCUCAGAUCAAGCCCCAGCAACGUCACAAUAGAGGGAGCCACCAAUAUUAGCUCAGUAACCACAGGAAAUCACUGAAGCUUUUUCUUUUUUAAGAUUUUAUUUAUUUAUUCAUGAAAGACCCAGAAAGAGAAAGGCAGAGACCUCAGCAGACUCCACACAGGGAGCCUGAUAUGGGACUCAAUCCCGGGACAUGAUCUGGGGACUCUAGGAUCACUCCCUGGGCCAAAGGCAAGAUGUUCAACUGUUGAGCCACCCAGGCGUCCCUCACUGAAGCUUUCUGAACACCUUCUUCCUUAGUUUCUUUAUAGGAUUGUUGUGAGGCUUAGCCAGCAAGCACAUAAUACAUAAGCAUUCAGAAAGUGAUUCUUGGGUGACCAGUCUAUGAUUUGAAGGCUUAUUUGAGAAAAAAGGUAAGUUUUCUCUUGAGUGACUCCAGAAGUAGACCACUUUGGUCUAGAAAACUUUUUAAAUAGCUCAGGCUGCUUUCUAAGAGUGAGUUUCCCAUCUCAGACUUGUUCAACCCUGCCAGGCUCUGAAGAAGGGCUCUAAGGAGGCAGCACUGGAUAGCCUCUGAGUUGGCUUCCAGUUUUAUGAUUCCAUGAAAGAAAUGUGAAGAGCUUUUAAAUAUGGCAAUAUAAGCCUCUGCUGCAGGACUUCAGAAAGGUGGAAUAAAUGAAUUGCAGCAGCUGAGAAAGACUUCACCAUGUGUGUAAAGUGAACUUCUGGAAAUUAGGGAAGGGAGUUAGCAGAAUAUGGUUGUCCUGAGGGAUGGGAAAUGUGGGCCAAGCCAACCAGCUCCAUUCCAGAGAGCAUGGGGCAGGGAGGAGAGAGGAAGAUGACACAAAAGACUGCCCUUGAUCACAUCAGCCAGUGCAUCAUGGCAGCCACCCCUUUCAUGCUAUGGAGGCCCUAUCUAACUCCCAAUCAUUGGGAAGCUGAUCCCUGCACAGUUGCUGGUGCUGGGGCUUCCUGGCCCCCCGUCACACCUUUGAACCAAUCCAGAGCCAGCUGGAUUGAAAGGCCUCAUUCUGCAGGAUCUUCACUGAAAUCCUAGCCUCUGCUUCUCCCUACCACACUCACCAAUGCCUUCUCAGACAACCUGGCUGGUCCCCAGUGGACCAGGGCGCGAUGGGUCUCUGUACCAAUCUCCACAACACUCAAAAGACGCCAGUCAGAAUUAUUUAUUCCAGUGUGAUAUUACUGUCUGAGAUUUGCUAGAUGUAGACAUUCUGGUAUGCUGUCACUGGUUUCCAGGUAAAUUUUAGCACAGAAUAGAGAAGGUGCCUUUUACCCUUGUCUGGCCAUGCCACAGCCUGAUCUGUCAUUCUGGAACAGAACAUCCUACUAGGAGCUGCUCCCCAGACCUGGUCUGGUCCACCCACAGAUCCAAACCAAACAACAACCUGCUCGCAUCAGAGCAUCAUGGCUCUGCACCAGCCUGAGCUUGCAGACUGGAUGACAGAGCCUCCGGGAGGUACCAGGCAGACUCACAGGGUAGGUCUGUAACCUGACUGAAGGGCUGCGAGGGUUUUUCAAACCUGGAGUGAUGGACUCUGCUUUAUCCACACUCUCCAAGUGCACUCUCCAUCACUGUGCUUCCCCCGUGAUAAGCUGCGUGCUGUUACCAUUAAGAUCCUCGAUACCUUUGAAUGGCUUGCUCACCUUUGCAUCUUCUGUGCAUCUAAAGUUCAAUUAAAAUGCUUGGUAAGUGAAUAUUUGGAGAAAACUGAAGUGAGAAAAAGUGGAGAAUGACACUGGAGGAGGGGGAGAGCACAAGCAAGGAGACCAGCAGGGAGGCCAUGACCAAAAUCCACCCCUAGGGAUGUGGGGUCAGGAUGAUGGAGGCAGUCGCGAGACCACGGAGGGUGGUAUGGGGACUCAAUAAGAGGUUUUGAGCUCUGCCCAAAUGCAAGAUGGCUCCUUUCACUGGGCCUAAAUCUUGAAAUAAGUGAAAUGAAAUGAAAGCUUUGGGACACUAACAGGUUGAAAAAGGAUCCCGGUUUUUAAACCUCCCCUUCUUCCUUUCAGCACAAUGCUCAAAUAAUAUUUGGAGUCUUUUGUAACAGGUACCAUUGUAAGUGCUUUACCUACACUGAAUCAGUCUUCACAUCGCUAUAAAUUGACAGUUAUUAUGCCCAUUUUACAGAUAAGGAAACACUCUUGACAGCAGGUGUCAGGGCUGGAAUUCAGGCCAGGCUGGCUCUAGACCUCAACUCCUAGCUGCUACAUAGCUGCCACUUAGCUCCUCCUGUGACAUCAGUCGGGUUCUUAAUUCUAACACUUAAAACUCAUCAUUGAUUGCAUGAGGCAGGAGCCCAGGAUUGAACAAGCUUCUCUCAGAGGGUAAGCUGAUGAAUGGAAGUACCUGGCACAGGGGCUGACAUGCUAGGUGCUCAGUGGAUCAUUAAGUGUUCUGAAAACAGCAUAGUGAAAAGUCAUGCAUGGGGUUGGUGAGACCAGCUCUACCACUGAGGGCAAGUCAACCUCUCCUGAGUAAAUUCUCUUUAUUCAUCAAAUGGGCAUAAUACUAUUUGUCCUGCCUGCUUCUUUGGGUAAUUGGAUGGUUUAAUUGAGACAAUUAAUUGUCUUUAAUUCAGACAAUCUUGUAUAAACAAUAAUUUUUUCAAUAAACUGUAAAGUGCUAUGGA
Molecule: messenger RNA, 6642 nt
Organism: Canis lupus familiaris (dog)
Lineage: Eukaryota; Metazoa; Chordata; Mammalia; Carnivora; Canidae
Gene: ABCF3
Product: ATP binding cassette subfamily F member 3
Exons: 21
Coding region: 90-2219 (709 amino acids)
Molecular function (GO): ATP hydrolysis activity; ATP binding
Source: RefSeq, a predicted model, not a curated record